Messenger RNA from Pseudoliparis swirei, 3127 nucleotides. RefSeq names its product vestigial-like family member 4a (gene vgll4a). The record is from RefSeq and is a predicted model, not a curated record. Bases 215 to 988 code for a protein of 257 amino acids. Gene Ontology annotation, biological process: negative regulation of DNA-templated transcription. NCBI's taxonomy places the organism in Eukaryota, Metazoa, Chordata, Actinopteri, Perciformes, Liparidae. The transcript is spliced from 5 exons. Gene Ontology annotation, molecular function: transcription coactivator binding.
GUCAGUCAACUAACGUAAAUCACGUCAAGGGGACGGUUUUUACAUCAAACUUGCUUCAAAUAAAAGCCACGUUUACGAUCGUUUGUUCUUUUUCUUCUCUUCUUCAGGAUAUAAACGUGUCGUUCUUUUUCUUCUCUUCUUCAGGAUACAAACGUGUCGUUGCCGCUGGUGUCUCUUGCUAACACCGAUGUUAGCAACGAGCCUGUCCGUGUAAAUGCGCUUCACCAGAAUGGACCUGUUGAACUCUCAGUUCCUGGACAAGAUGAACAACAACAUCGGGAGACUGCACUACGAAGAUGAGUCCAGGACACCCUCCCAGCCCAAGAUAACUGGGCCUCCUCCACACUGCCCAAGCAAACGGAAGUACGGCGAAGAACAAACGGACGACCGAAUCAACUGUGACGAUGACCACAUUACCAAAAUGAGCAGAUUGUUUGCCACUCAGCUGGCCCGUCCCUCUGCUGGAGACAAUCGUAAUGAGCACUGGAGCCUCGGCCACACUCCCGUGGAGCGCAUUACUUCCUCCCCCAACGGUCUCCAUGGGAACCACCUGUACUCUUCCAUUUCCAGCUACGCUGUGGACCAGCCUCUGGCUCUGACCAAAAGCAGCCACGACAUUGUCGUCGGGCCCAGGGAGAGGCCUGUCAUCGGUGGGACUGUGGAGCGGCAGCAGAAUCGUCCCUCCGUUAUUACCUGUGCCCCCGCGAGCAACCGCAACUGUAACCUCUCGCACUGCCACAUGAGCGGCUGUUCCCCCAGCCCGCCUGCUGACCAGACGAAGACCAACGCGAACACCGAAUGCGAUCCUGUGAUCGAGGAGCACUUCCGCCGCAGCCUCGGAAAAAACUACAAAGAAGCGGAGGCCGUGUCCAACUCGGUGUCCAUCACCGGCUCGGUGGACGACCACUUCGCCAAGGCGCUGGGCGACGCCUGGCUCCAGAUCAAGGCGAAGGACGGGGGGCGCCAAACCCCCGAGGCCGAUCUGUGACGCAGAGGGGAGUAAACAUCACAAUCGCUUCCCUUUUUAGAGCUUGCGUACGAGAGGAGAUUUGCCCCGCGGCCAUUUCUCGCCACGCAUUUACUUCCCCGAGCCGAGAACAACGCAUCGCGCGGCGCUCGCGUGGCGUUGUUCCCUCGACGACCUCGAGGUCGACCUUUUCACGAGAACACUCGGCUUAACUUAAACUUUAUUUCAGCGGUCGCAAACGCCAACAUUACACAUCUUGCGCAUUUUAGGAGCAAUGCUUGACUUUGGAAACAUCUUUUUAUUGACGAAGAGGAACGGAAGUUUUCGCGUAGCUGCGUUGACGAUGUUCGUUGUGGAAACUGUACAAUCAGCGAUUUGAUCUGGCGACGACGAUGAGAUUCACAAAGUGUUCGGGAGUUCAUCGGCCCGCCUCGAGAGCCAAAGAAAUCCCCUGCCUUUCACCAGCAGCUUAUAAGCCAUAGAUUUCUGGUCUGUAUUGAAAAAAAACACUCUUUUUAAACAUCUAUAUUACUUGAAAAAGACAACAGGGUCUCAUUUGUGUUCAAGAAUGUGUUUGGGAAUUGUGACAAUGCAAUUAAGGCCCCCCCCCCCCCCUUCUCUGAAGACGCUAGAAUAACGUGUUUUUCUUUCUGAUCCUGAACUGGACUUAUCCACUGUUCACAGAAUAAUUUUAGUUUCCUGUCUUUAUGCCUCACUGUGGCUGAUUACUUAGUAAACUAAUAUCAAUCAUAGUCGACGUGUCCAACUAGAACGCAUGUUUCAAAUAGCUGGUUUCUAUUACAAACCGUAUUCUAUACUAUAUAUCUACUCAGAAUUUAUUUUUUAUCUGUAACAUUUUAGAAAUACUCACUGCUGGUACAGUUGUACUCGAUUAUAUUUUUUUGUAUCUGGUUUUCGUUACUCGUGUGUGUAACCGUAGCAACCGUCGACCAAUCGCAGCCUCUGGACAGGUUGUCUGAUCGCAGUUUAAAAGGCCGCGUCGCUCCUCAUUCUGUGGACCCGGACGCCGCUCCACGCGACCGAACGCGGAUGCGUCCGACCUCCGGCAGCGGCCUAUCAGCGGCGGCUUUUAUUUAUUCGGAACGCGUCGAUGGUUUCACAUUUGACUUUUGGCAAAACACGACGGACACCGGAAAUCUUUUUAACGUGGAUUUUGUGUCAUUUUUUUCUUCUUUCCGUAACGAGAACAACGGAGAGAUUUCUCCGUUGCUUCGAUGACAGGGCGCUUUUUUUAUUUUCCCUUCAAACGUAACUUGAACGCGCCCAAAAACACGGGCGACGACAUUCCACCGCGCUCGUCUGACGCGUGCCGGUCGAGUUGAGCGAGCGCGACAAGCACGUUUGUCUUUUUCCUUUCUUAAAUCCAGGCGGCGUCGCGUUCCUUACUGUUUUAGGAGCAAAGUGUUCGUGGGUUACAAAGCUUCUUGUUCGCAUUAAUUUCUCACCCUUCUGUCGUCCUCUACUUUACGGUAGCGUGACCUAUUUGUCAACACUGAUUUUAAAAUAUGGUAUUGUAAAUUCAGAUUUCUUUCUCUUUUUUUUUUGUAUGUCACUUAGCUGUCCGUGAGAACCUACGUUUUGUAUUAAUCUCCAGUUUGAAAAAUUGUUACAUACGCCAUCCUGUCUUUCAAAAAUAUUUUACUCAUAUACGACUAUCAUUGCGCCGCGCGGAAUGAUCAUAGAUGUUUUGUUUCUAUUCAGAAUAGUUUACUCGUGUAUCUUGGAACCUUUUUUAAGACCUCUUUCUAAAGGUCGGUUGUUUUCCCACCGCUGUCCGGUGAUGAAUAAGUGCAGGAACACGACAGUCUUUUGAUCAAAGACUUGUGUGCUAACGGUUUAAAGAGUUUAGCUUUUGUUUAGUGUGUACCAUAGUGGAUUUUUAUUUUAGGGAUUAUCGUGGAAUCCGCUUGUUUGACACAAGUCGAUUCGUCAGUCAUAUGUUUGGGGUAUUAGUCCAUUGUUAUUUAAUUGCUAUAUUUUAGACGACCUGUAUCUCAAAGACAGAAAAGUCCUGCUUUCAGGCGUCAUCCACGUAGAGAGAAAAAGUAACACGUGUUCACUUUUGUCCUUAUUCCUCUGGAAGAACAUGCCACUGUUUUGUACUUAAUUUCUUCCAAAUAAACAAACAAAUGCCUACCA